Molecule: messenger RNA, 2503 nt
Organism: Oreochromis aureus
Lineage: Eukaryota; Metazoa; Chordata; Actinopteri; Cichliformes; Cichlidae
Gene: znf648
Product: zinc finger protein 648
Exons: 2
Coding region: 352-1818 (488 amino acids)
Biological process (GO): regulation of transcription by RNA polymerase II
Cellular component (GO): nucleus
Molecular function (GO): RNA polymerase II transcription regulatory region sequence-specific DNA binding; DNA-binding transcription factor activity, RNA polymerase II-specific
Source: RefSeq, a predicted model, not a curated record
ACUAAAAGUUAAUUAAAAGUUAGUCUUUCCAGUUCAAGGAUCCAACUUAAGCGAGCAAACUGUUAAAGUUUUCUACAGUUCAACGCAAUCUGAAAGUCUCUGAUGCAAUUACUCAACAAGUCAUAUGUAAAACGGGUGGCAAGUUCAGUGAGCGGAGAGUAAAUUGAGCCCGGCUGUGAAGAUAUAAUUGCUGCUGCUGACUUGCAGGAUAGAUGCUGACCUACAGAGGCUUGCUGCCAAACUCCGCCCGUUAACGCAACCGGACAUCUCUCAUAGAGUUAUACUGGUACCCGGGCUAGUAUAUCUCCCUGGCAUCUCCGGGAUCUGACCUGCUCGCGUGGAGACUGCAGGAUGUCUAAUGGGACAGACGUUGACAAAAAAAGUAAAAGGAAAAGGAAGGGAAGUGUCACUCAUUUUCCCCUGGAUGGACACAUCUUGAGUAACACUCACAGUGUGGAUAUAGAGUCUUCAUUUGGCAGUAAUGGUGUGAGGAUGGAGCCGUUCCCAGAGAGUAAUGAGACUGGAAUCCUUUAUCUGAACCCUCAAACACCAAACUGCUCUCUUGUGGAGAGGUUUGCAGGGCUCUCACCAGGAGAAGAAACACCAAUCCAGGAUGAGCAAGAACACAAAGGGGCAUCGCUACGAUGCACUACAUAUACUAAGACCAAUGAAAUAUGUAAACCAAAUGAUGUGCUCCUGGAUGCUGUGACACAGAAUGAAAGGAUGUUCUUGGAACAAUCCAAGAGCCAAAGUGAUGUCUCAGACCAACAGAGGACAUCUAAGCUAGAGUUAAGUGGCGAGGAAUCUUCUCCAAGCGAAGGUGAGAAUAAGACCAUACAUCUGAAUGUAAAUAGUCCUUCAGUUAUGAAAUUGCUUAAAAAGUGUAAAGACGACAAAAUCCCUCGACUUUUGGUAGCAAUGAAAAAACGCAAUGGAGUCGACACUGACUCAGAGGAACGUCCAUUCAAAUGCACGCACUGCCAAUGGGCUUUUAAGAAGCUGUGUAACCUGCAGAGUCACUUACAAACACACACAGGCCUCAAGCCGCAUGUAUGUGAUAUAUGUGGCAAGGCUUACUCUCAUCAAGGCACGCUGCAGCAACACAAGCGUCUGCACACGGGUGAAAGACCAUAUCACUGCCCCUUCUGUGUCAAAACCUAUAUCUGGUCCUCAGAUUACCGUAAGCAUAUCCGUACACACACUGGUGAAAAGCCGUACAUCUGUGACACCUGCGGCAAGGAUUUCAUCCGCUCUUCAGACCUGCGGAAGCAUGAGCGGAACAUGCACACCAAUGACAAGCCCUUCCCAUGCACGCACUGCGGCAAGACCUUCAAUAAACCCCUUGCUCUGAAGCGCCACGAGCGUAAGCACCUGGGAGAAAGACCCUUCUCCUGCCCCGACUGUGGGAAGAGGUUUGCCCUGGCCAGCCGCAUGGCAGAGCACCAGAAAAUCCACAGAGGGGUGCGUCCUUUUGUCUGCUCUGUGUGCUCCAAGUGUUUCACAAAGUCCUCCAACCUGACCGAGCAUGAAGCCAUUCACAGCGGAGUGCGGCCCCAUAAGUGCACAGAAUGUGGCGUGGCAUUUGCCAUGGCUUCCCGUCUUGUUCGUCACCAGUUCAUACAUAGUAAAGAGAAACCCCACAACUGCGUGGGCUGCAGCAAGAAUUUUAGCCACCCAGCAAAACUGAAGCUUCAUCAGGAGCAAAACUGUGCUGGGAGGAUUUUUGUCUGCACAGAAUGUGACAAAUCUUUCCAGUGUUCCACAAAACUUGCUCAGCAUUUGCAGAAACAUGGGGACAAAAGUGUCGCAGCCUGUUAAAGACAAGAACUGUACAUAUCCAUUACUGUGCUACAGCUGUUUCAUUUCAGUUAUUAAGGUCAAGAAACAUUGGACAAAAGGUUAUAGGGCACCACUUUACAUAUGCUAAUGUGCAAUAUUUAUUUAGAGUGCCAUGAGCUGUAAAAUGUUCACUCUGUUUCCCCAGGGUGCUGGGUUCCCACGAGAAUGUCUUGGGAUAAAAAUUACCGCCAGCACAGCACUGAAACUGGAGCUGACAGUUUAAUGGUGUGAUAUGAAACUCAUUAAAAGAGCACUGAACCCUUUUUUAAAACUGUGAAUACACUGUAAAUGUAAUUAAUGUUACCCACAAUAUAGCAGUUUUGCAUUUAGGAGAGUCAGGCAUUUUAUCAUACGACUUCUUCAAUCAUGCACUACAGCCCUGAACUUUACAACACAUUUCCCAAAGGAAGUGCCUGUGGAAAUGCAGAUGACCAGUCAGACUGGACAUUAAAUGUCUUUAGCCUGCCUCAUACAAAGUCAGCGUAGUGUUCACCUGUGCUCACUUGACAGUAGUUUAGGUAAUAGUUGACAAGUUUCUGUCUUUCCUUUUUGUUCUUUAUAUGGAAAAAAGGCACAUCCGUUCCUCCUCCUUUCUUGUCCUGAAUUUACAGACACACAUAAAUGCACCACCACUCUGUAGCAACAGUGGCAGAAGCCAAACAAA